CGUUGCCCUGCGACGCUUGGAACGAAACCGGAACUGGCGACGAUGGCGGAGGCGGAGAACAUCCGCGUGGCCGUGCGCUGCCGGCCCAUGAGCAAGAAAGAGAUCAACGAGCAGGCCGAGUCGUGCUUUACGGUAUACGACGCUCCGCCCAUAUCGCCGCUCCAUGACGUGGCGCAUUCUAGUGCAAGAACGGCAACGCCGUGCUCACGAAUCCGGACAACAAGGACGAGGUCCACGAGUACGCUGCGCAUUGCCUCUGGCUGCCUCUAAGGUUGGCGUAGGUUUGGCUUUGACUUUGUAUACCCGUGCGAGACGGAGCAGUGCAAGGUCUUCAACGACUUUGGCCAGCCCGUGCUCCAGCGCGCGUUUGGCGGCUACAACGGCACCAUCUUUGCGUACGGGCAAACCGGCAGUGGCAAGACGUUUAGCAUGGCUGGCAUUGCCGGCAACGAAGAGCUCGAAGGGCUCAUCUCGCGCAUGAACAAGGCCCUCUUUGACCACGUGCAGGCCGAGAAGACCAACAGUCCCAACAAGCUCUUCCUCGUCGAGUGUUCGUUCUUUGAAAUCUACAACGAAAUCAUCUACGACCUCCUCGACUCGAGGUUUGGAGUCGCGACUUGGACGUGUGUACCAAGCUUACUACGUUAGCCCUUCCAAAGACAAGAAGAACAAGGGCCUGGAGAUCAAGGAGCACAGUGUGCUUGGGAUUUACGUCAAGGACCUCCAAGAGCGCGUCGUCGAGUCGCGAGACGAAGUGCUGGAGCUCAUGGCCCAAGGCCAAGCCAAUCGCACGGUUGGGUACACCAACAUGAACUCGGAGAGUUCGCGGUCGCACUCGAUCUUUGUCAUCAAGAUUCACCAAAAAGACUCGCUUGACGAGAGCAAAAACGUGUUUGCCAAGGUCAACCUCGUGGACCUUGCGGGCUCGGAGCGCGCUGCAGGCACGGGCGCCGUCGGCACGCGGCUGAAAGAAGGCGCCAACAUCAACAAGUCGCUCAGUGCACUCGGCAACGUCAUCAACGCACUCGUCGAGGACGCGCGAACGGGCAAAAAAUCGUUCAUUCCGUACCGCAAUUCCAAGCUCACGCGUGUGCUUCAGGAGUCGCUUGGCGGCAACUCACUCUGUUCGAUGCUUGCGACGCUCUCGCCCGCCAACAUCAACUUUAUCGAGACCCUCGGCACACUCAAGUAUGCCAGCCGCGCCAAGUCGAUCAAAGUCAACGCAAAAAAGAACGAAGAAGCAAGCCAAAUCUCGCAGCUCAACGAGGAAAUCGCGGCGCUCAAGAAGCGGCUCAUGGAGCAGCAGAGCAUUAGCGUCGACCCGGUCGAGAAGAACGAAAUGAUUGCGCGCUUUGAGAAGCAGAUCCAAGAGAUGGACGCGGUCCGGCUACAGACGUGGGAAGACAAGGCCAAAUUGAGCAAACAACACGAGCUCGAGCGCAAAAAAUUGGCCAAAGAAAAGGCGCGCGCCGACCAAAAGACCCAAGAUGAAAAGGUGAAAAAGUGGAAGCUUCUCGAGGCAAAAGCGGACAUUGAACUCGCGAUGCGGGCGACGCGCGAGCUCGACGUCGGGACCGAGAGCUGGAUCCACAUGGCGGCCAAAGCCAAGGCGCUGGAGCAAGACGUCAAGGACGCGCGGACGCUCAUUUGUGUCUUCAAAGACUCGUUGGACAAGGACGUUCUCAACUGGAAGGGCACGGACGACGACGCAUCGUCCGUGCACGUGACGGCCAACCAACUGUGCACGAAGAUCAAAAACAUACAAGAAGAGAGCGCCAAGAUGAUGGCCCUCGAGAGCGAGCUACUGCGUCAGACAAGCACCGUCUUGGAUGCAAUUGCAACCGAGAUGGAUAUGCUGCAGCGCAGCUGGACGACCGCGGUCGCAACGACGCCGCCGCCGACAAAGGAAGCCAAAGUGCUCUACGAAGAUCGGGACAAGGCGCUGAGCAUUACGAUGCACAUGGUGCAAGCCUACCGCGCGGCCUUGCUGAGCACGCUCAAGGCGGAGCGGAAGCGCAUUUUCAAUAUGCACGACGCGGCCAAGCUCCUCAGCAAUGAGCUCCAGGCCCAAGUCGAGAGCCCGCACAUGGCCGAUGACCGCAAGAAGGCGCGCAUUAUGGCCCUUAAGUCGCUCGCCGGCGCGCUCGAGGCCAUCUCGGACGCGUCGCACGCGAGCAAGGCGAGUGGGAAUGACGCGCCUCCGGCGUACGAACCCAAAGGCGAUGCGUUUGCAUUUGGACUCGAAAAGCGACUGCUUGGCGACGACCGGCUCUCGGCGUCGUCGGGCGAUGCCAAAGCUGCACGAUUGCACGGGUCGGGGUGCUGGGCGCCGUCAACGGGCGACUUGACACCGUGGCUGCGCAUCGACUUGGAGAAGCCUCGGUUUGUAUCCAGCGUCAGUGUCCAAGGCGGCGUCUUGGGCCAAGCCAGUGCCGAGGACCCGUCAUUGGACUUGUCGAAAGAGCGCAUGGAGGCCGUGUUGAGUCAAGUGGCGGCGACUGCUGUCAGCGGGGACCACGACCAGACGUACGAGAUUGCAAAACACAUUAUGUCGUGGGUCAAGUUGCUCAAGUCGCCGCAAAUCCCAACCAAGCUCUUUAGCCGGCCACCCGUCCGGUUCCUCCACGAUGUCAUCACGCAAGUGGCUGUUAACACGGGGUAUGGCAAAGACGUCUUUUUCGAGAAGGACAGAGACUACAGCCAGCUCACUGAGAAGAAAGACAAAGUCGAGUACCUUCUCAAGGUUCUUCAGCUCGUUCAAACCACGUUCCAAGGGGUACUCGAAGUCAAGGCCACGGACGCCAACAUCCUCGCCGGAAAGGAGCCAGAGCAAACGAUGCAACUGCUUGGACUCUUUUGCCUUGGUGCUAUCCAACACGUGGCCACGCACGGGGCCCCCGUGCCGCAAGAGGCGUGGAUCACUCAACUUCAAAUCGAAUCGAGCGUUGAUGGGGAGACGUGGGGACAGCUACCCGCCCCGGUGACGGCCAAUGCCGACGUGACCGCGGUUGUCGUUCUGGCAUUGCCACCCAACACGGUCGCCCGGUACAUCAAGCUACUACCGACCAAGUGGCAGAACACGCCAGCGCUUCGGGUCGAGGUGACGGGCAUGGCGGCCGUGAGCGCCGAUACCGGUGCGGAUGCAAUCCAGGCCGAGAUUCUGGGCUACCUCGGACUGCUGACCAACCUCUUCUCGGCGGGCGAGCUCGUCCUCGAAGAGGCCAAGGUCAAGUGGGCUCAAGCCAAGGACAGCCAGCGUGAAAAGCAAACUGCACUCAACAACCUAGUUCAAGAGAUGGACACAUGGAAGGCCCAGACGCAGAUGCUGCAGGCCAAUUUGGACGCGGCCAACAAGGCCAUUGACAAGUGGAAGGCGGACAAAGGCGAGUCGGACACCAAGCUCUCGGCCGCGACCGCUCAAAUUCAAGUUAUUGCCGCGCAGUGCAAGGCCACGGAAGACCACCUUGCGCAAGCCAAAGCCACGAUCGACGCGCUGACAACCCAGUGUGCUGAGCUCACGCAAGCGAACACUGCUGUCCAGCACCAGCAGACGCAGCUCCAGGCGCAAUUGACGUCCAUGACGCAGUCGAAAGCCGACUUGGAAAAACUUAGCGAGAGCUUGCGCACGCAAUUGAGCUCCAAGAGUGCGCUAGAGGGCGCGACCGACUCGCGCAUGGCAAGCCUCUCGGCCGAGCUCCAAACCGUCACGAUUCAGUUGGACGAAGCCAAACGCAACGUGGAGCGGACGGCCAAGGCGCUGGCCGAAGCCGAAGCCGAAAAGGCAGCCGCGUCACAGCAAAUCAAGGCGCUCAAGCUGGACGCGACGACAAAAGACCGCGCCAACGAAGCGAUCGAGGCCAAGUUCAAGGCGGACGUCGCCGACCUCCAGCGACAGCAAGCAGCGACGAACGCAGCGCUGCAAGAGUCAACGGCCCAACGCUCCGAGGUGGAAGACCAGGCGCAGCGAGCCCAGGCGUUAUUGGCCAGCCUGCAAGCCGAGCUGGACGCCAUCAAGAAGCGACAGACGGAGAACGCGACGUCCGAGAUCAAGCGCCUCCAGGACGAAGCCAGCGAAGCCGAGAAGCGGUACUUUUCCGUACAGACGCAGCAAGUGCGGCUCCAAGCCGACAACGAGCGGCUCGAAGCAAAAUUUGCUGCUGCGGACGAGAAGGUCCGCGUGUUGGACACCAAACUGCUCGAGGCGACGGCGACGAUCGAGUCGCUGCAGCGCGAGAAGAAGGCGCUCGAGGAGCUCGAGGAAGAACUCAACUUGCAGCUCCAAGUCGUCACCGAAGAGCGCGACUCGGCGCGCCAAAAAGAAGAAAUUCUCUUUUUUGAAAACGCGGAAAAAGAUCAAGAAAUCGAGCGCAUCCGAGACGGCUACGUGUGGGUCACGGACCGCAUGAACAACAAGGAGGACGAGCUCGCCGAGCUGCAAGAGCAAAUUGAAAAGUACCACAGUCUCCUUCGACUCUCGACGAGUAGCGAAACGCCCAGUCGCCCGGGCUCGAGUCAACCCGCGGCACCGAGCGUCGGGGAUCUCACGAGCCUGUACCGCAUCGCCUUUCACAAAGACUGCCCAGCGUCGGCGUCGCCGAGUGAGCUCCUGCAACAAAUUACGCACUGGAUGCGAGCGCAGUCGCCCGUGGACAACGCGCCGCCCGAGCGACCGACGACGGGUCCAUCCAGCCAGAAUGUCAUCCCGUCCGAGCCGCCAGCAAAGCCAGUCACGACUGUGAAACCGGCGGCUGUCACACCCGCCAAGCCGCCAGCGACCAAGCCCGAGGCGCCACCGACGUUUGUGACGCAAGGUGCGACACACACCAAGGCGCCCGAGGUCGUGGUCAAGCGGCAAGUGUCAAUCGAAGACUUGUCACCGCCGAUGCGCGUCGAGUCGAAGCCGGUGCUCGUCACGGGCAAGUCGGUCGCGUCCGAGAUUUACGAAGACAACGAGUACGACGAUGACUUUGAUGCGGCCGACGACGACGACGGGGCAAAGCGCGCCAAAUCCAAGCGGCGGAGUCUCUCAAAAGGCGAGGCUACUGUCGAACCCGUGCCGGUGCUUUUGACCACGUCCAGUAGCGCCAACUAAUGUCCACCCUGUAAUAUAUAUGUACGACUACACUA
Molecule: messenger RNA, 5127 nt
Organism: Saprolegnia diclina VS20
Lineage: Eukaryota; Oomycota; Saprolegniomycetes; Saprolegniales; Saprolegniaceae
Exons: 12
Coding region: 767-5092 (1441 amino acids)
Biological process (GO): microtubule-based movement; mitotic spindle organization
Molecular function (GO): microtubule binding; microtubule motor activity; ATP binding
Source: RefSeq, a predicted model, not a curated record